CACCUGUCUAGCAGACGGAGGCAGACAACAAACAUGGCGACGGUGCUCAGGAUCUCCACUUCUGUGUUUUCAAAAUUGCCGAAAGUUUCGUACCAGCCGGUGCGGGGUAAAAAAAUAAAGAACCCCAACCAAAGGAAACACGAAUACGAGUUUUUAACCAACAAGAAUCCGUACCCUGACGCCCCGAGCGUGGCGACUGGCGCUCUCAGAUACUACCCACGGGACCCGGACACCUAUCAAGAUCCCCCUUAUGAGCCAACUAAGUUGUUAAUGGUGCAGAGAGUCAAGCCAAUGAAGGGUCAGCCACAUUGGGACAGGAAGGUGUUGACUCGAUUGGGGCUGGACGCAAUUGAUGAUGAUCACAUUGUUAUUCUGAAGAACACUGAGUAUAUUUGUGAAGAUUUGUGGAAGGUUAAACAUUUGGUUAAAGUAACUCCUAUCACUUUUCCUAAUGGGGAACCAACAGAAGAGGACAUUGAAAGAACAGUGCUGACACCUCAGGGAGAGAUGAUUGUAGGAGACGCAGUGAGACCUGAUCCUCAGCGAGUAGAAGCCCAAGAAAAAUUCCUGAAGGACCCUCUCCGGCUAGAUGGAAAAACCAAGAGGGAGCGUUUCCGGGAUAGAUGGAACUCUGGCUGGUUUAUGUAGAGAAAGAUUGUUUAAUCAAUUUAAUAUUUGUGGACUGUAAAUAAUUUGGAUCUUAAAAGUUUGUAACAUGUACAUUUAGAUCAGAAAGUUGUAGCUGUAUUACAGAUUUGUAAAAUUUCUUGUUAAACCACAAAAAUGAUUUUUUUUUCAAAACUCUGUUAAGUUACUGCUCUCCCACACAAUGGCAAGAACUUUGAUGGAGGAAAGGGGAGACUUUCUAGCUAAAACAAAAAUUUAAUGACACUCAAAAGUGAUUCAUCCCCGGGGACAGUGAACCUCGGGGCGAUGGGGGUGGGGCUGCCCCAUCAGCAGACCACACGCAUAAUGUACACUAACAAACUUUUUGCUUUGGCCGGGCGCCUUGGGAGUGCGACAGAGACGGACGGACCGUCGUAUUGUCCACCGGGCAGGUCUCUUCACUCGAUUUAUUUUGGUUGUGUGUGUGUGUGUGUGUGUGUGCGGCUGGCCUUGCCAUCCUCGUCGCACUCGCGGGGCGCGCGGUCCAACAAGUGGCGGUGCCGCACUGAGCCGAAAAGGGAGGGGAGGGGGGGGGGAUUAAAGUGUACCCUUGGUACCCCUACCCCCAGCAGCCCCCGGCGGAGUGGCGGGCUGGGCCGGCCUGCCUGGGCAGUUCUCUGCGCGCCGUCGCCCCAGCCACAUCACCCCAACCGCAUCAAGAUGAGGCCGUGGCUCGCCCUGCUGCUCGUGGUGCUGGUCGCCCUCAACAUCGUCUGCAUCCAGGCCGUGGACGUGGACCACGACGGCAAGGACGACGGCCCGGACAGCGAUGGAGACGGCAUCCCCGACAGCGAGGAGAACGGCGCCGGCUUCGCGGUGCCCUCCCUCCCACUCCUGCUCCUCUCCGUGGUGCCCGUCUUCGCCCUCAGACUCUUCGGCUCAUCAUGAACACCGACAAGUUACCAACUUGUGACAUGCUACCAAAAAUUGUCAUUUCCCCAUGUGAUACAAUUGAAAUAACAUGAAAACAGUACUCUUUAAGCACAAUUUAUUCCGUUCACACUAAAAGAAAAAAAAUAAAAUCAGAAUUCGAAAUUGAAAA
Molecule: messenger RNA, 1708 nt
Organism: Thrips palmi
Lineage: Eukaryota; Metazoa; Arthropoda; Insecta; Thysanoptera; Thripidae
Gene: mRpL30
Product: 39S ribosomal protein L30, mitochondrial
Exons: 5
Coding region: 34-648 (204 amino acids)
Biological process (GO): translation
Cellular component (GO): mitochondrion; large ribosomal subunit
Molecular function (GO): structural constituent of ribosome
Source: RefSeq, a predicted model, not a curated record